AUGUCUGAGUUUGAUAUACUUAACUCUGCCACUAAGUGGUAUGUUGCUCUUCCUGCGUUGAUUCUCCUUUACGUUGCAUAUAAACAGGUUUAUGAGGCAUAUUUGAUGAAGAAGUUGGGAGCAGCUAGAGAAACAAACUGCACCGGAGAUGGAACAUUUGGCUUUAGACUUCCAUUCUGGCUUCUUGAAAAUAAGGAAAAUGGAACGGUUACCGACUUCACAGCUAACAGGUUCAAGGAGGUUGCGUAUCCAAACGUCCCUACAUUCUCUGCAAGAAUGUUUACUGUCAAGUUCUGGCUCACGAAAGAUCCUGAAAACAUAAAAGCAAUUUUGGCUACUCAGUUCAAUGACUUCUGCCUAGGAACAAGGCAUGCGCUGUUUGAGCCGUUAUUGGGGGAUGGAAUCUUUACAUUGGACAACCAAGGCUGGAAGGAGUCUAGACAAAUGUUGCGUCCACAAUUUGCUAGAGAACAGAUUUCACAUGUCAAGAUGUUGGAGCCACAUAUGCAAGUUCUUUUCAAGCAUGUGUACAAGAACAAGGGACAAGUGUUUGAUUUGCAGGAGUUGUUUUUCAGAUUCACAGUUGAUUCGUCUACCGAAUUCUUGUUUGGAGCAUCUGUCGAUUCAUUGAAGGAUGCCAGUAUCGGUAUGCAAGCUAUUUCCAACGAAGUUGAAGGAAAGGAGCAAUUCGCAGAGUCAUUCAACUUUUCCCAAAACUAUUUGGCUUCAAGAGUAGUCUUGCAAAAACUUGCUUGGUUGAUGAACUCAAGGAAAUUCAAGGAAAGUAAUGCUGUUGUCCACAAAUUUGCACAGUACUAUGUCAAGAGAGCAUUGGCAUUGUCUCCAGAAGAGUUGGAAAAGCAAGACGGGUAUGUUUUCCUUUACGAGUUGGCUAAACACACAAGAGACCCAAAGGUUUUGCAAGAUCAAUUAUUGAAUAUUUUAGUGGCAGGAAGAGACACAACAGCCGGUUUGUUGUCAUUCGUCUUUUUCGAGUUGGCUAGAAACCCGCAAGUGUUGGCCAAGUUGAGAGAGGAAAUCGAUUCCAGGUUUGGGUUGGGCAAGGAGGCUAGAGUUGAAGAGAUCACUUUCGAGUCAUUGAAGAACUGUGAGUACUUGAAAGCUGUACUCAACGAAUGCUUGCGUUUGUACCCAUCGGUACCACAGAAUUUCCGUGUUGCCACUAGAAACACAACUCUACCUCGUGGUGGAGGACCAGAUGGAAUGUCUCCAGUGUUGGUGACUAAGGGCCAAGAAAUUCAUUACUGUGUCUAUGCCACGCACAGAAUGGAAGAAUAUUACGGAAAAGAUGCUUGCGAUUUCAGACCGGAGAGAUGGUUUGAACCAGAAACUAGAAAAUUGGGUUGGGCUUUUGUUCCAUUCAAUGGUGGUCCAAGAAUCUGUCUUGGCCAGCAAUUUGCAUUGACUGAAGCAAGUUAUGUCACCACUAGAUUGGUGCAAGAAUUCGGCACGUUGUGGAUGGAUCCAAACACUCCGUACCCACCACACAAGAGGUCACAUUUGACAAUGUCUUUGUAUGACGGGGUUAAUGUCAAGAUGGAGUGA
Lodderomyces theae is the source of this 1566-nucleotide messenger RNA. Its product is annotated as cytochrome P450. Gene Ontology annotation, molecular function: heme binding; iron ion binding; oxidoreductase activity, acting on paired donors, with incorporation or reduction of molecular oxygen, reduced flavin or flavoprotein as one donor, and incorporation of one atom of oxygen. Lineage: Eukaryota; Fungi; Ascomycota; Pichiomycetes; Serinales; Debaryomycetaceae. The transcript has a single exon. The record is from RefSeq and is a predicted model, not a curated record. The coding region runs from base 1 to 1566 and encodes 521 amino acids.